CUGACAUUGAGGAAAGCUACAAUCACCUGUGUUUGUUAUCGCAUCCUAAAAACAAAAAAGGUAGGAACAGAUUAUAGUAUUUUCUCCAAGAGUAUACGUGACAAAGAGGAUCCCCAUCAUGGUGUCCGGGAAGCGUCUGGCUGACAUCGGCUAUCGGACGUUCUCCGCCUCGAUGAUGCUGCUGACGGCCUACGGAGGAUACCUGUGUGCGAUGCGAGGCUACCGCUUCGUGCAGAAGCAGAAACAGCUGAAACUGGCAGCAGAGAACCAGGACUCUGAAGUCAUCAAAGACUGAUGUGGGGGAAGGACUUCUCUGGUUUUUGCACAGAUGUGGACAUUUCCCAUUCCUCCUUUUUUUUUUUUUUUUUUUUUUUUUUUUUUUUUU
Messenger RNA from Anoplopoma fimbria (sablefish), 385 nucleotides. RefSeq names its product cytochrome c oxidase assembly protein COX14 homolog. The coding region runs from base 119 to 295 and encodes 58 amino acids. The record is from RefSeq and is a predicted model, not a curated record. NCBI's taxonomy places the organism in Eukaryota, Metazoa, Chordata, Actinopteri, Perciformes, Anoplopomatidae. The transcript is spliced from 2 exons.